AGUCUCCUCUGUUGCAGACUCUGUGUGGUAAUGUAGCUUUUACGCACAGAUAGGCUAAGCUAGGCUAACUGGAGGUAGAUGGGUUUGGUGGUGUUUAGGAGUUGAGGGGAUGUUUGUUGAGCAGUGAUGUGGUUUAUUUCUUUAUCAUGAAUCUGAGAGGACUGUUUCAGGAUUUUAAUGUCAGCAAAUUCAUCAUCUACGCCUCCUUGUUGCUGUUCUCUGUUCUGCUGGCGCUGAGGCUGGAUGGAGUUGUCGAGUGGAGCAGCUGGGCUGUUUUCACACCCAUCUGGCUGUGGAAGCUCAUGGUUGUCAUCGGAGCAUCUGUUGGUACUGGUGUGUGGGCUCACAAUCCACGCUACAGAGCGGAGGGCGAGACAUGUGUGGAGUUCAAAGCCAUGCUGAUAGCAGUGGGCAUCCACAUUCUCCUGCUGAUGUUUGAAGUAUUGGUGUGUGACAGAAUUGAGAGGACCUCAUCUGGCCAUGUCUGGCUUCUCGUCUUCAUGCCCCUUUUUUUCGUCUCCCCGCUGUCAGUGGCUGCUUGUGUGUGGGGAUUUCGCCAUGACCGGUCACUGGAGCUGGAGAUUAUGUGUUCUGUCAAUAUUCUUCAGUUCAUUUUCAUUGCCUUGCGGCUGGACAAUAUCAUCAAAUGGUCCUGGCUGGUAGUGUGUGUGCCGCUGUGGAUCCUCAUGUCAUUCCUGUGCCUGGUGGUGCUCUACUAUAUUGUCUGGUCUAUGCUCUUCCUCCGCUCCAUGGACAUCAUUGCAGAGCAGCGUCGCAAUUAUGUCACCAUGGCUGUUAGCUGGAUGACUAUCGUAGUGCCACUCCUCACAUUUGAGAUCUUGCUGGUGCAUAGGCUGGAUGGCCUUAACAAAUUGAGUUAUGUGUCUGUUUUUGUGCCUUUGUGGGUCUCAUUGAUCACUCUCAUGACCACCACUUUCAGACAAAAGGGCGGGAAUCACUGGUGGUUUGGCAUCCGUAAAGACUUCUGUCUCUUCCUACUUGAGCUCUUCCCAUUCCUUCGAGAGUAUGGCAACAUUUCCUACAACCUGCAGCAUGAUGACUCUGAGGUUUUCGAGGAGAUACCAGUUGCACCCGAACCUUUGAAAAGUGGCCCCAAGUUUCUCUGCAAAGAAGUGGAAAUCAUGCCGAGUCCUGGGAGAUAUUUUGACCCGCCUCCUAAACUGUGCAUAGACAUACCUGACUGAACAAUCUUUGGUGCUGUGACUGAACUCAUCAGGAGAAGGAAGAUUGCAGGAGAAGACUGAAAACAAAAGACUGCUUUUCUCCUGAUAUUUCUGCGUGUUUGGUGUACUUGAUGAACUUUUUAAUGCUAAAGGGAUGAAGAAGACAUUAUAAAGAGCCUAUAAAAGCAGUGAAGUUACUUUACCACUACUACAGUUCCAGUGGUCAGAACUUUUUCUUGACUUUGUGGAAGACUUAGCAGCUGAAUGCCAAAUAUCUGUGAAAGACUGAUUCCACAGACAUGCUGACGAUAGUACACCCUGCAGCAGCACAGGUUUAACCCCCUGUUUCAUCAGACAGUGUGGAUGGUGUACUUUUAUCUCUUUAUUAAUUCUAAAAAGGCUGUUACUGCACUUUAUAUUGUUCAUAAUCCGUUUUAAUUCUGUUGACCAUAUAGACAGCAGUUCUGUUAUGCAGAAGCUUUUAUGUUAGCUUAUAUAAAGCUUUGACUCUAGAGCAGGGAUGGGCAGAUCCAUUUUUGGAGGGCCAAAUUCCUGCACAAGUCUGUAAUAUUUUUUAUUUCUCUUUUAAUGGCAUGUGGGCAAUUAAUUGUGGGUAUUUGAGGGCCAUGAAAGAUACAUCAGUUGCAUCCUUAAAUGUUUGAAUGCCUGCUGCAUUUCUCUGUUGUAUACAAAGGGGCCUUCAAAGGGGAGAAAAGGUGGAUAACUAUACAAGUGCUGCUGCAGUGGUGGCUGAAGAAUUUGCUGGAGAGCAGUGACAUACAUUUGUUAGCAUAGCAAUGCCUUAUCACUGCCUAUUAAUACAAAACAGGUUAGUAUAUUAAUAUUUUGUGUACUGACCCACCAAUCCCACACUAUUAAUAUUGGUAUAUAGUAUUUUCCUUCUAGUAUUAGUGUGUGGUUCACUAUUUGGGUGCAGUCUAUUUCUGUUAGAGCAGGGAAAUCAGCAAACAAUGCUGGAUUCUGGUCUCCAUUGCCCACCCUUGCUCUAGAGUCACCACACUGCUUAAACAUUGAAGAGAGUUUUUAAUUUUGUGGUACCAAUUUCCCCCCAAAAUAUAUUGUAAAUGUUUUCAACUGUAUCAAGUUGUUUUUAUUUUCUGUUGAUUUUACUUUAAAUCUAAUUUUUUAUGCAGUGUUGCCUUAAUCAGUCUGUCCAGGGAGCGGUUUUCCAAAUGCAUUGUGGAAUGUGUGUAUAGUGUCGUCAGUGUGAGAACUCUGGCUGGCAGCGUGGAUUUAGUUUAACAUUUUGCAGGAUGGACUGAUGGUGCCCGUGCUCAGCAGGUCUGAGCUUUAUCAUAAUAGUGCUGCUGUCUUUAAUUGGACCAAUUUUAUAAGGUUCUGUCCACUCUGAUCCAUUUGAUUCUUAGUGAGGCCUUUUUUUUACCCAUUAAAAUUUGUUUAUUUUAUAUCAGUAUGUGUUUAUAAUCUGUUAAUAAAUAUUGUUUAAUCUUGUUGAACUGA
Astyanax mexicanus (Mexican tetra) is the source of this 2666-nucleotide messenger RNA. Its product is annotated as transmembrane protein 185A. Lineage: Eukaryota; Metazoa; Chordata; Actinopteri; Characiformes; Acestrorhamphidae. The transcript has 7 exons. The record is from RefSeq and is a predicted model, not a curated record. The coding region runs from base 147 to 1205 and encodes 352 amino acids.